Molecule: messenger RNA, 2183 nt
Organism: Loxodonta africana (African savanna elephant)
Lineage: Eukaryota; Metazoa; Chordata; Mammalia; Proboscidea; Elephantidae
Gene: BCL2L14
Product: BCL2 like 14
Exons: 6
Coding region: 143-1219 (358 amino acids)
Biological process (GO): regulation of extrinsic apoptotic signaling pathway
Source: RefSeq, a predicted model, not a curated record
AAGGAAGUGGCUCUCCCUGCAUAAACCUCACUUCAGCCAGUCCUAAACCUGAAAAGACAGCACCAGAUGGGGUCUUCAAAUCACGUAAGCCUUUCUAAAUCAGAAGCCAAGAAGACCUGAUUAAAGCUUCCUCUUAAGCGUCAUGGAGAGAAAUUCCGGUACAGGAAUGUCCUUACUGCCACCUGAAGCAGGAGAAACCACUGACAGCUCUAAGACCAGGUCCACCAUGUACACCACCAGUGAAUGUGACCUGGAAGAAAUCCCCCUGGAUGAUGAUGACUCAAGCAGCAUAGAAUUCCAAAUCCUGGCCUUUUAUGCCAAACACCACGUCUUCAAGAGCACCCCUGCUGUCUUCUCACCAAAGCUGCUGCGAAUAAGAAGUUUGUCCCAGAAGGGCCUGGAAUGUUUGUCAGCAAAUGACCCACUGACACUGGGGCUGAGGGCCUGCAGAAGUUCCCGAUCCAGUGAGAAGCCCAUUCCUAAGAAAAAGACUUCUUGGAGAACAAUCUUUGGAGGAGGAGAGAAGGAAGAUUCUACGGAGAUCCAUGCUCAUGGAAGUCAAACACCACCAGAAUAUCAGGGCGCUUUUCACAUUCAGCAAUGGGCUAGAUCCCUGUCUAAUGUGGAACGGCGCAGAGAGGCAGAAGCUGUGAAUCCCAAAGUUGUUUCCAUCGCCAACCGAGUUGCCGAAAUUGUCCACUCCUGGCCACUGCCGGAAGAGAGCCACACCCAGGGAGGAAGCUCCAAGCACACAAGUACCCCCAGGGUGGUACUACAGUGUGGCAUCUCUUUCCAGGCCCAGGGCCCUCAGCCUAGAGGCGCAAGUCCUGAGAAAGAUGGAGAAGACCAAAUAAUACACAAAAUUGUUGAGUUGCUGAAAUAUUCAGGGGAUCAUUUGGAAAGAGAGAUGAGGAAAGACAAGGCUUUGAUGAGCAUUUUCCAGGACUCCAGACUGCCCUACUCUCUCUUCAAGAUCAUCACAGACCAGUUUCUCAGGGGUGUGGACACAAGGGGAGAAUCAGAGGUCAAAGCUAAGGGCUUUAAGGCUGCCCUUGCAAUCGACGUUGCUGCCAAGCUCACCAUCAUCGACAACCACCCCAUGAACAGGAUGCUGGGCUUUGGAACCAAGUACUUGAAAGAGAACUUCUCACCCUGGGUCCAGCAGCACGGUGGAUGGGAAAAAGUACUUGGGACAUCACAUGAAGAAACAGAGCACUGAAGUUUUCAAAACCGUUAAAAUGUGUUCCCACGAAUCAAGAGGCAUCAGGAGAGGCCUUGUUCAUCUCCAACUCAUAGAAUACAGUAGCACUGCCCUUGAAAUUGAUGUUUUUCAGGCCCUCCACUGAGUGUGUGAGAAAGGCUAUAAAGACAAGUGGUACUUCUCCUUUCAAAGGUUCCAAACAGUAACCAUCAUCCUACCUCCACUGGCUUCUUUAUGGAAAGUGGGUUACAGAUGUCUGCUGACCUCAUGAAGGCGAAAUGAUAAACUGUGCAUCUGCUUACUCUUUGGUUUCUAGGACUUUAUUUUUUCAACUACACUUGGAAUGGCCUAAGUAGGCACUGUUUCAAGCCUACCUUUAGGAAGCUAUUAAUAUUCAUGAGCUGGAUAAACAUAAGUAGAUGUAGCUUAAAGAGACCCUUCAGCUUACUGCUACAUCCCCUCGUUGGAGGAGCUGGUGAUGAUUCUGCCUUUUGACUCAUGAAAAUUCCUUUGGCAGCCUGAAAAGCUUCCAUCCAGUGCAAAACUGUUACUCCCACCACCUUCCCCUCUCUUCUCUGUGACCACUCCUCCACUUCUCAAGAUCUCUGUGGCUAUCUUUGUUAUUCCUUGUGGUAGUGUAAUGAUUAAAAAACAAUAAUUAGUAACUGGUAAAAUAAACAUGAAGACCACUGCCCAAAGAGUGUCUUAUGGUUAAAAUAAGUUUUUGUGAGGAUGAAAUGAGUUUACAUAAAGUUCUUAGAACAAUGCUCGCUCCUUGUUCUUGUUGUUAGGUGCCAUUGAGUUGGUUCUAACCCAUAGCCACCCUGUGUACAACAGAACAAAACACUGCCCAGUCCUGCACCAUCCUCACAGUCAUUGCUGUGCUUGAGCUCAUCUUUGCAGCCACUGCGUCAAUCCAUCUCCUUGCUCCUUAGCAAGUGCUAUGUUCUUAUAUUCUCUCCCAUGUGCUGCCCUCAUCAGG